AUACUUUUCGGGGGAGUAUUUAUACAUUAUAAUCCAUGUAUGUGUGUUUGGUGCUAAUGUGGAUUAAAAAAUAAAAACAGCGGGUAACAGGCAAAUAAAAUAAACUUAACAUUCUCAUAUUCCUUUGCAGUUGCUCAAAAGCAAAAGCUUUCUUAUGCUCAUGGCAUGAUCCUGAUGGCCCGCUAUAAAAUGUUAACUACUGUAUAUCUCAUUCUAAACUCACUUUUUUAUUGCUACAAUAUUCUAAGCAAUCUGGUGGGUUACGUUUAACGAACUAGCAGAUUGUUUCAGAUAUCCGGGAAUUCAAGCUUUAAUUAAAAAUGUAUGCAGAUUUCGCGAAAAGCUAAUUUAUCUCUGUUCAACUAAGUUCAUGAGAUGAUUAAAGCUGAGUGUAUAAUGGUCUAUAACCGCACCUAAGAUCAACCAUUUCUAAAAAUGUUUGCGAUGAUGACUGAUAAAUACUACCCAGGUAGUACCGCUGGCCACUAAAUAGAGAGACGUUCAAGGCACUGGAACCAGGGUAGAUGAAUAUAUUUCAUGGAUACAAUUGACAUAUGUUCUCUGAACCGAUGGUAGCAAAUAAUGCUAAUUUUCCAUGUUUUAUGAGCGUCUCUGACAUCGUAAUUUAGUUCAUUUCAUCGAUCCGAUGUUUUCAUAGUUUUAGAGUCUGAUUUUCGCAUUGCGCUUAUUUAUCAGUUAUCACUUAUUUAACAGUUUUGCAAGUUUUUGAAUCUCGUCUUUUUAUGCUGACGUGGGCAUAUCAUAGGCUGUUGCUGUUCUGGUCAUGUACCGUCAGUUUUAGUAAUGGGCUGUAAAUGGUUUGUACAUCUUUAAGUAACCAUAGAAAUUCAAAUUUGUUUGUUCUAUUUAAAAAUGCAUUAGGUCCAUGUUCCAUUCAUGAUUGCCGCGAUGGAUGUCCUUUUCUAAUUUGUCGGGCAUAAAACAUCAUAACAUCAGGAAUACCUCGAUCCAGACUCACGAGCAAUGAUACGGAGGCCAAAACAAGAAAACAAGGUUUAUCCAGAUCGCGUGCCCUGAGCCCCCGCUGCGUGGACUUUUCCCGCCUCCUCCUCUCUCUCGUCAUCUCGGGACCCCUGUGGUUUCGUCGCUUACCCGUGCUACCGUAGAUCACGUGUCAUGCGAUCUUCGCCUCCGCUCUAUCGUUAUCUCGGGAUCCCUCUGGUUCGUUGUUUACCGAUGCUACCGUAGAUCACGUGUCAUGUGAUCUCCGCCACCGCUCUUUCGUCGUCACUACCCUGUAACGUGAUAAGCCUGAAGUUACUAUUUCAUUACAUUCUCAUCAUCGCCUUUAUCGUGCGCAGACGUCGUGUGAAUACAAAUAUCUGAACUGCGUUAGUCAACAGCAAAAAGCCGGCUGGUUACAAAUUUGCAUUCAGCUGAGUGUUUUUAUUAUUUGCGUCCCUCGGAUAUUCUCAUUUUGUCCGUUGCCGCGCUCGGUCAAGGUACUCCUUCAAAACAGAUUGAGGUGGUGUGUAACAAGGGAAGUCGACCAACCAUAUCGGUUUGUGUCGAUCACAUAUUAGAUGUACAAUGUUUUCCAGCAAACUGAAUAGCACUCACAACAGCUCGACGAAUGGAAGCACGGUUCACGUGAUGGACUCCUCCAUGUCUGAUGCGGAAAUCAUCGCCUGGUGCUUCGCUUACGUGGUCGUCUCCAUCCUGAUUAUUGUCGGCAACUCUGUUGCCAUAGUGAUAUUCACAACCAGCAAACUUAUGCGCAAGCGCACCAACUACUUUCUGCUCAGCCUCGCUAUCGCGGACAUGAUGGUGGGUUGCCUGUCGCUCCCGAUGUAUAUUUAUAAUUUUGUGACCUAUCACAGAGACUCAUCAGAAGUGAUUCGUGGUAUCUUUUUGACACUCGACGUGUUUACCGGUUUCGCGUCCAUUUUUGCGUUGGCGUUUAUCGCGCUUGAGCGUCUUUACUCUGUGGCGCUACCGAACUGGCACCACACGACGCCUUCCUUCGUUUAUACGAUCGUUAUCACGGUAGUAUGGGUGCUCGCUAGCCUGCUUGCCUCCUUCCGCCUAAUGUUCACCUUAGGAGUCAUCAAGGAGGAAGUGUUCUUCAACACAACCACCACCUGUUCCUUCUUGUCUCUUGCUGUCAUCAUUAUUGCGUACAUAGGCAUUGGAAUCAAGGUGAAAAUGAGGAUUCACGAGAAGUCCAAGCGAGCUAUGGAGAAGGACCGCAAACUCGCUAUGACACUAUGUAUUGUGACUCUGAUCUAUGUGGUCACUUGGCUACCAUUCUAUUGCAUGAAUGUGGCAUUUCGGUUCUGCAAAUUUGAGGACACGUUGUGCACAGAGGUCCCCUACAAGUUUGUGUACUUUACCAAACUAUUGCAAUACACUAAUAGUUUCGUCAACCCAAUUAUUUACACUUUUAAAAUCCCAGAGUUCCGUGUGGCGCUCUUUCAACUUAUUGGCAGAAAGGCCCGCCGACGCCAGAGUUCAGCUUUGAUAUCAAUGAGGGAUAUUAAAGGAAGUGAUCGGAAGAACGGCCAUUACAAGAACGGUCAUAAUGGCAAUGGGAACUUCAACGAUGCGGUUUUCCGAAAAUCUCGAGCUGAGUCCGAGUCAGUAAUGUGAAGGACUGCGUCCAUCUUCUUAAAAUAUUCGCAAUGCUAAAACACUUAAGGGUUAGUGUGGUGGUCCUCCAUGCUAGAGGUAGUUCAGUCUCCUUUCCAGAGUUCUAGUGGUGCGGACUGUAAGAGUAAUCAAGACUGCGAAGUAAGGAAAUCGUGUAGAAAAGUUAAAUUUCGCUAGGAUAGAGUAAUUUGUAUUUUGCCUAAGUAGUGUCUGAAGCCCCGUGCACUUCGCCAACAUUCCCUGGUCAUUCCCUAGUCAACAAAGCGGGACACUGCUAUUUGGUUCUGUUGCCGUAGCAGAGGGUGGGCAGUUGCGGCGCGUGCCCCCAAUAUAUAUAUUCGAUGCCUGCUACGGCUAUGAUGCUGUGAUGGAGGAAGUCUGAUGAAUUGGCACAAAUCGGACACCAAGUUAGUAAAGUACGUAAAUCGCCUGCAGGUGUUGGGGCUGUUCGAACACUGCAAAACAUCAGCACGCCAUUUCGCCAUUCUGUGCCAAUCCUGGCAAACGUUGGGGUUAUUUGCACGGGGCUUAACACAACAAUUACAGUGUUCCCGAUAUGCACAAUUAAUUCAGGCAAUUAUAAGCUAUAGAAUUACCUAUCACCUAUAUAACCUAACCAUCUUACAUCACACCGGCUCCUUGCAUUACUCGACCAGCCUUGAAUUACCAUCAGAAGACGACUUUAAAUUCCACGAUAAUAUAUAACACGACCAUCCUAAAUACAUACAUAAUACUAACAAACUACAUUCAAUAUAUGGCAUGCCAUCGUACAAUAACCCCCCCCCCCCUACAUUUCACGACGACCCUACAAAAAACGAGCACCCACCCGUUGUGAGCACUGAUGACAACAGAAGCUAAAAUUGUGUAAUAAGUCUAUUCUCCAAGAAUACAAAUAUGAAAAUAGUGAGUCUAUUAAGAAUUCUUUGUGUGGAACACAUGAAAUAUAAAAAAAAUUGACCAAGACUGUGUGUGUGAAAUAAACGAAAUAAAUCAUGUUAUAUCACAAA
Messenger RNA from Nematostella vectensis (starlet sea anemone), 3617 nucleotides. RefSeq names its product somatostatin receptor type 2. The transcript has 4 exons. The record is from RefSeq and is a predicted model, not a curated record. Bases 1552 to 2610 code for a protein of 352 amino acids. Gene Ontology annotation, biological process: G protein-coupled receptor signaling pathway. Gene Ontology annotation, molecular function: G protein-coupled receptor activity. NCBI's taxonomy places the organism in Eukaryota, Metazoa, Cnidaria, Anthozoa, Actiniaria, Edwardsiidae. Gene Ontology annotation, cellular component: membrane.